AUGUCAGGAUAUAGCAACAACUAUACUACGUACUCUUCAACCGAACAGUCUUACGGUGGAGCGUACAGUGCAGGCGAAUAUAGUAACGUUACUAGCGGCGGUGGUUUCAUAAAAUCUGAGGAAGGUUCAAGCUUUUCCAAGGGUUCACAGGGAAAUGAACGUCGUAACAACCAUAAUCUUAGGCCAGUAACUAUCAAACAAUUACACGAGGCAACUCCGGUUAACGAUAAUUCCACCUUAAUAGAUGGGCUUGAGCUUCGUGUUGUCAAAAUUGUCGGAGUUGUUAAAGAAAAGACACCUCGACAUCAAGGCAUUGAUUAUGUGGUGGAUGAUGGUACUGGAUUCAUCGAUGUAAAAGUAUGGCAUGAUGAUAGUGAAGAAACUAAUGUCAAUAAAAAAAUUGAUAUCGCUAUCAAUACCUAUGGCAAAUUUUUUGGAAAUUAUAGAUCGUUUAGCAAUAAAAAACACGUUGCAGCACAUGUUGUACACCCUAUAGUUGAUCAUAAUGAAAUAAGUUAUCAUAUGGCUGAUGUUAUUAGGGCACAUUUGUACUUGACCAAAGUAUUGAACAAUCAAUCGAAUAAUCAAAUGACAUCAACCAGCUCCACGUACGAAUACCAAUCAAGAAGUUCUUCUGGCCAUGGUAAUCAACAAUUACAUAAAGAUAUAUUUGAUCUCAUAAGCAAGCAAAAUAAUACUCAAAUUGGAGCGAAUGUCGAUGAAAUUGCACAACAACUCGCAUUCCAAUAUGGUUCUGAUCAGAACGUUAGGUUUGCUAUAGAAGAUAUGAUUGGAGACGGACAACUUUAUGUCACGAGCGACGAUAAUCAUGUGAAAACAACGGGAUAUUAA
Messenger RNA from Rhizophagus irregularis DAOM 181602=DAOM 197198, 852 nucleotides. RefSeq lists its product as uncharacterized. Gene Ontology annotation, cellular component: nucleus; DNA replication factor A complex; site of double-strand break. Gene Ontology annotation, molecular function: single-stranded DNA binding. The record is from RefSeq and is a predicted model, not a curated record. Gene Ontology annotation, biological process: nucleotide-excision repair; DNA replication; double-strand break repair via homologous recombination. NCBI's taxonomy places the organism in Eukaryota, Fungi, Glomeromycota, Glomeromycetes, Glomerales, Glomeraceae.